Molecule: messenger RNA, 1689 nt
Organism: Rana temporaria (common frog)
Lineage: Eukaryota; Metazoa; Chordata; Amphibia; Anura; Ranidae
Product: uroplakin-3b-like protein 1
Exons: 6
Coding region: 219-1016 (265 amino acids)
Source: RefSeq, a predicted model, not a curated record
CUGUGGUUAUUCGAUUAUACUUCUUAAACUAGUUUGACAUGUUUUUCUUCUAUAGUUCUAUUCAAUAUGCUAGGAAUGCAUGAGCAUGAAAGGUAGAAUUAUCUUCUCGAGGGUAGACACCAAACCUUGUGCAAUUCAUUUGGCUGUUGUUUAGAAGUCUACAACAUUUAUUUGUGGUUUACAACACUGUAUGACCAUCAAAUAUUAUCUGAGCGGAGAUGGACUUACACCUAAAACUAGGACUUCUGCUGACAUUUGUCACCUCUACAAUUGCAGAUGUUCCAUUUUAUGUUCCUGAAAUUACGUUCAAGCAAUUUCCAGGAAAACUGACAUUCUCAACCUUCACUCUUGACGAACCACAGUGUAUCUUCCAUCAAUAUAAUACAAGUACAGUUUGGUUAGUGGUUGCCUUAAACAGUGUUGUGCCAAACUUAACAGCAGCAAAUCUGAGUAACCCAGCUGAUUAUUCCUCAUUCACAACAAAUAAAUAUUAUCACAUCUACAAUAGAACUGCUGCUAACUACCCAUGCUCUGACGUGAUUCCGAAUACUCUUGGCAUGAUGCCAGUUGGAUUUGAAGAAAACUGCACCAAUGCUCAUUUUUGUAAUGGUCCUUUAAACAAAACUGGACCUUACCGGGUUAAAUUUGUUAUAUUAAAUAACAACACAAUGGUCACAUCAACACGAUGGUCUGAACUCAUCAAUCUGAGAACAGGAAUGAGUCAAAGUAUUCUGAAUCCAUGGCCUCAAGGUCGCAGCGCUGGAAUGAUUGUAAUUGUUGUCAUCCUCUCUGUACUUCUGGCUAUUUUGUUGGCAUGUCUCAUUGCUGCACUUGCUGUGGGCAGCAAAGACAUCUGCUGGUGUCACACAAUCGACAAUGAAGGAUUCUUGGUGAAAGAAGAGGUGGACAUGGGUGAAUAUGUAUUGAAUACCACAUACAUUCCACAUAAUCUGUACAUGACCCAUUCAAAACGACAAUCAACAAGACCCAGCACAGUGUACACAGUGUUUAAAUGACCUAGUGGGCCUUUGUGCUCCCAUAUGUAAUAUAUUUUAAGGAUACCUGAUUUAAAUGUUGCAUCUUAAAAUCUUUAGCAAUGAAUAUCUAUGACGAUCUAUCGGUUUUUACAGUUGUUGUUGUAUAUGUUACAUAGAUAUGGAGAAAUUUAAUUUCCUAUGAAAUACCAUCUAAACAAAUCUUUAAAAGAAAGUCAUCUUCAAUGAAUGAUUAAAGAUUAAUUUUACCAAAAUUCUAAGUUUCAGUUUUAAGUGGUUACCUGCAAACUAAGGCCCUGUUCACAUUUGGGCAAUUAGAAAUCACAGGCAGAAUAGACGCGAACCAAAUUGCGACAAACAUGCAUAGAGCAGCCCAUUAAAGUGAAUGGGCUGCCUUUUGCGUGAUACGCAUAAGUGCGUGUGAAUCACGCUUUCAAAAUUGCUAGAGGGAAUCUGUAUGGGGUUGUGAAUGAGGCCUGAAUGACAUGCUGGAUACUUCUUGGGAUUCAAAAGAUACUAAUGGUUAAAUUUAACCAUAGGAAUUCCUAUUGUUUGCCAACUACUACAGCUAUUACAAAGAAAAAUUAUAGUGUCACAUUUCCCAUCUGAUAAUGGCAUAAACAACUAGCUUCAUAUGGAAUAAACAAAUAGUUGGAGAAUAGAGUUUCAAGAUGUUGACACCCUAAUGAUGCCU